UCUACAUCUGUCAUGAAGUGUAGAUGUGUGAGGAUGUUCUAUCACAUCUAAUAUUUUUUUCUCCACCAGACCAGAGCGUGAAGAGAGGGGCCACUAUCACUCUCACCUGGAAGUCAGACCGUGGAGCGUAUGGAACCUGGAGGAAGGAUGGCCAGCUAGUGACAGGAGGUGGAAAAGACAGCCGGCUGACCAUCAGGCAUGAGGACGACAAGAAAUUCUUCCUCACCAUCGUAGACGUCAGAGAGGAGGAUGAGGGACAGUACAGCUUGGAGCUGGAGAACUGGCUGGGCAAAGAAACGGGUUCUGCAAAUGUUAAACUGCUUGAAUAUGAUUUGGACUGGCGAAGCCUGGAAUGGAAUGCAAAUGAAAAAAGAAAAAAGAAACUGGAGAACUUUACCCUGAGUAACCCUCAGAUCGGCCACCUUCGCUUCCUGUUGCACGGCCCUGUGGGAUACGGCAAAUCCAGCAUCAUCAACUCCUUUAACAGCGUGUUCCAGCGUCGCAUCACAGAGAAGGCCUUAACGGCAACAGCCACUGACACAAGCCACACUAAAGUCUACAAAACAUACCAAGUUAAGGAUGCCCAGGGGAGAACAUUACCAUUCGUCUUCAAUGACAGCAUGGGGCUGGAGAAUGCGGAAGGGGGUGGUUCUCUGACUGAUGACAUCAUCGCUGCCAUACAAGGUCAUGUCAAGGAAGACUAUGAGUUCAAGAAUAACUCGUCUUUGUGUGAGGGGGACGAUUACUACAACCAUAGCCCCAAUCUGAGUGACCAGGUGCACUGCCUGAUUACUGUCAUCCACGGGAGCAAGAUCACUCUCAUGCAGGACAGCGACAACAUCCUGAAGAAAAUGAGGACUAUCAGACGUGCUGCCAGUGACUUAGGUAUUCCCCAGGUCGUGAUCAUGACACAUGUGGAUGAAUGUUGUAAAUUGGUGAAGACGGAUCUGAAGCACAUUUACUCAAGCAAGAAGAUUCACAACACAAUGGAUCACUGCAGUAAAAAACUGGGCGUUCCCAUGAAGUGCAUCUUCCCAGUGAAGAACUACCAUGAGGAGAAUACUGUGGACCCCAAGACCGAUUGUCUGAUCCUACAAGCCCUGCAGAGUAUCGCUCUCCUCGCCAACGACUAUGUGGAGGAUAAAAAAUAAUUGUUACCGGACAACAACAAACCCCAACCAAGCUUGCUGUUGACCUUAACCCUCAAGUCAUUUAGACCCUGUUUACACAUAUAUGGAUAUUUGAUCUAAGUUUUAGUUUCCUAAAAUUUGAUAGUUUUACGUUUUUUUUUCUUCAUUUUCUAAAACACACCUGUGACAAUGGGGAUUUUCUUUUUCAUUCAAAUGGUGUGAACCGGAUCAAAACUUUUAAACCUAGUCAUUGGCCAGUUUAUUUUUCUUUAAAAGUGGGUGAGGUAUAGAGAAAUCAUUAAAACUUGUGUACGUACAUUGUUAAAAAUUGCAUUUUUUAGGAUUAAGGAUGACGUAAUGCUCAACUCCUGGGUUGGGAGCCAUAUGUGGGUCACGAAACUGUGGUGUAAAAAUGUAUGAAUUGACAAAAAAUGAGGAAAAGGAGAGUGCUGCAUUGGGUCAAUUGUUUGUAAAAGAAUCCAGUGCUCUUCAGAAAGGACAUGAGAACUUCAGUAAUUUGGCUUGUGACUAUCUCCAAAAUGGGAAGGUCCAAACAGAAGAUUCCUUGUUGAAAGUGGUAGCCUGAAUGAUCCGAGGCACACUGAUCUUAGUGAAAAGAGUUUAAAAUCCUUUAUUUUAAUGGAUAACGCCUAUGCAUUUCGACUGCAAUCAGUCUUCAUCAGGGCAAAAAAUAAAAUAAAAAAAUGAAUGAAUUGACACUAUUAUUGCCACUCACAAAAUUCAAACAAGAUGCAGUACUGAGUAAAGGACUGAUGUUGAACAGGGAGUGUUAAUCCACCUGUCAAUGCAAAUGCACAGGCAUAUUAUCAAAUGCAUGGAUAUUUUUGUGACAAUCGAGCAACUUGUGAUAGUUCUGGCAGACCACGUAGUCAACGCGCCCUUUUACCUAUUGGCUGAGUCCGACCCAACCCAUACAGCUGUCCACGAAUCAGCUGCGCUUUGGUUAAUCUGCUGAAAGGUUAUCAUGUUGAAUCAACAAGUCAACACAAUGUUGAUGUGAAACGUGAUUUAAUUGGGUGGAAAUACAGUUUUCAUAGGUAAAUCAAACAAGUCCUUUUUAGAGUGAACCACCGGGGCAAUAAACCAUUUGUAACCUGGUAGGAACAUACAAUAUUUAUGCCUAAAUGGUACAAAUUGAAGGAGUAAUUAUUUGUAGGCAUCCAUAAGAUACAAGGAAGUCCCCCUUGAGGGUCCUGCUCCAGUGACAAGCUUUGUUCCUUUUUUGUGUUUCCUGUACCUUUAUUUAUUUUAUUUUAUUUUUUAUUUUUUUUCAAUCUAAACCCAUCCACCACCCCCCCUAAUGGAGGACCUUUUUUUUUUUUUUUAAUCUUUGUCUUUUUUGUAUUUCUUCUUUUUAAUUCUAUGUAUUUCUUUCACUUCAUAAUAAUAUUACAUAAUAACAUAGCUCCAACCUGUUAUUAAACAUCAGGUUAAUCAUACAAAGGCCAUAAUAAACAAAAG
This is a messenger RNA of Engraulis encrasicolus (European anchovy), 2612 nucleotides long. Its product is annotated as interferon-induced protein 44-like. The transcript has 8 exons. Gene Ontology annotation, biological process: immune response. The coding region runs from base 24 to 1151 and encodes 375 amino acids. The record is from RefSeq and is a predicted model, not a curated record. Lineage: Eukaryota; Metazoa; Chordata; Actinopteri; Clupeiformes; Engraulidae.